Eurypyga helias (sunbittern) is the source of this 1336-nucleotide messenger RNA. RefSeq names its product tubulointerstitial nephritis antigen (gene TINAG). Gene Ontology annotation, biological process: proteolysis. The record is from RefSeq and is a predicted model, not a curated record. The transcript has 9 exons. Gene Ontology annotation, cellular component: lysosome. Gene Ontology annotation, molecular function: cysteine-type peptidase activity. NCBI's taxonomy places the organism in Eukaryota, Metazoa, Chordata, Aves, Eurypygiformes, Eurypygidae. The annotation marks the transcript as partial.
AACUGAAAGUAUUACAUCUACAGUAAAUGAACAUUUACUGAUAAAGUGAAGGACAGAAAGCCUCAAAAAAGGCUGCUAGAGGCAGAAGAAUGUGGCUCAAAAGUCAGAUAUUACUCUUAUAUUGCAUUGCAAGUGAUGUUUGGAUGGCAAAGCAGCUUGAUUCUAGAAGAAAUUUCCCCCGGGGACUUUACUCUGUUGAAGAUGGUGGUUCUGUGAAGUGGAACAGGCUGAAAAGGAGCCUGUAUCAGGGAAGGUCCUGCAGGGUACGAGGCUGUUGCACAGGAAGGGAUGAUGACUGCAGCUUUAACAUCGUCUCCAAAGCAGCUAUAUGUUACUGUGACCAGUACUGUGCCUCAGGUUCUCCUGGCCCAGUAGACUGUUGUGCUGACUACUGGGAUGUCUGUGACCACCCUGUUGAGCCCACCAGGUCAGAUGAGCCUUGGCCACCUCUAACAUCAGGUUGUUAUAAAGAUGGCCGAUAUUACGGAGAAGGAACAAUAAUUAAAGACAACUGCAAUUCCUGCAAAUGCUUCCAAAGUCUCUGGAAGUGUUCAAAAGAAGUGUGCCUUGUUCGUCAAGACUUAAUUCAGCACAUAAAUUCUGGAGAUUAUGGAUGGAAAGCUGACAACUACACUCAGUUCUGGGGAAUGACAGUGGAAGAAGGUUUCAAAAAGCGCCUGGGCACCCUACCACCAUCUCAUUCCCUGCUGAAUAUGAGAGAAAUUCCAGGAAAGUCACUUCCAGAAGAAAAAUUUCCUGCAUUUUUUGCAGCCACUUAUGCAUGGCCUGAGUGGAUUCAUGAUCCUCUGGAUCAACGAAACUGUGGAGCAUCCUGGGCUUUCUCAACUGCAAGUGUUGCAGCAGAUAGAAUAGCUAUUCAUUCCGAGGGUCAUAUCACAGACAACCUUUCAGUUCAGAAUUUGAUAUCUUGUGAUACCAGGAAUCAACAUGGAUGCAAUGGUGGAAGUAUUGAUGGUGCUUGGAGAUACUUGAAAACACAUGGGGUUGUAUCCUAUGCUUGCUAUCCAUCAUUUUGGAACAAUAAUCUGGAACCCUCAGGUGAAAAUCACUGUUAUGUGUCAAGUGAAUAUGGAAAAAACUAUACAAAUGGGCCAUGUCCCAAUGCUUUAGAACAAUCCAAUCAGUUAUACCGGUGUGCCUCUCACUACAGGGUCUCCUCAAAGGAAACUGAUAUAAUGAAAGAAAUAAUGGACAAAGGACCGGUACAAGCUAUAAUGAAAGUGUAUGAAGAUUUUUUUCUUUACAAAGAGGGAAUCUACAGACACUCCCAGAAAGCAGGAUCUAAAUGGAAAACUCAUUCAGUCAAACUCCUUGG